AUGGAGAGUGUUAACAAACCCAGCUUUGAGAUGGGCAACAAUGCUACCGUCAAGGCAGCAGGCGAUGUCAAUGUCUCGGCAAAGGCAGAGCCAGAUUCUGGACGUAGUUCCACGAUCAAUUAUCAUGAUAAGGAUCAGCUGGAGCGGAUGGGCAAGAAGCAGGUCCUUCGGCGCAACUUUGGGUUCAUGACAAUUCUGGGAUUUAGCUGUACUAUUCUCAUCACCUGGGAAGCGAUCACUGUUCUCUUUGCACAGGGCCUCAACAAUGGUGGUACUGCUGGUGUUAUCUACAGCUUCCUUGUCGUUUGGGUCGGUAACUUUAGUGUCUUUGCUACCAUGGUCGCUAUGAUGGCGCCGCGGUCGUGUUCCAAAUUCCUCAGUCACCUCACAGGCAUGCUUACGGUCGGCGGAUGGCAAGGCUCAGUAUCGUCCAGUGCUUUGCUCACAGGUAACAUGAUCUUGGGAAUGGCGACACUCAAUUAUCCUGACUUCCAGCCUGAGCUUUGGCAGGGGACACUGCUGUUCUGGGCCAUCUUUGGCUUUGCCGUCUUCAUUAACACCCUCGUCAGUUCGGUGCUGCCCAAGUUUGAGGGAUUGAUCUUGAUCCUGCACAUUCUCGGCUUCUUUGCGAUCUUGAUCCCUCUUGUUACUCUUGGACCUCAUGCUUCGGCGUCGGAUGUCUUUGGUACAUUUGUUAACAACGGCGGAUGGUCCACUAAUGGCAUCUCGUUCAUGGUUGGUAUGAUGGGUAAUGCCUUUUCCUUCGUCGGCACUGAUGCCGCCUUCCACAUGUCCGAAGAGACCGUCAAUCCUUCCGUCGUCGUCCCCACCUCCAUCCUUCUCAGUCUCUGUAUCAACGGCGCCUGCGGUUUUGCCAUGGUCAUCGCCAUGGUCUUCUGCAUGGGCAACCUCGACGAUGCCAUGGCUUCGGGCCCCGGAAUGCUCGGUUUCCCUUACAUGUACAUCUUCAAGCAAGCGACAAACUCAAGAGCCGGCGCGACUGUCAUGUCCGCCAUUAUUGUUCUUCUUGCUGCUUGCGCCACUGUCGGUAUGCUCGCAUCGACAUCUCGCGUCUUCUGGUCUUUUGCUCGUGACCGCGGCCUUCCUGGCUGGCGCACUCUGUCAAAGGUCAGCGACCGAACCACCGUCCCCGUGUACUCGGUCUUUUGCACUGCUGUCAUCUCAAUUCUCUUGUCGCUCAUCAACAUCGGAUCGCCUGUCGCGUUCCAAAAUGUCACUUCACUCUCUAUUUCUUGCCUUUACUCAUCAUAUCUCAUUGCCGCCGGUCUUCUGCUCUACCGUCGCCUCACCAAGGGCUUCACGCUGCCUGGCGCAUCUGAUCUCCCAGCUUUGGCCAACACGACUGGCGCUGAGCUUGUUUGGGGUCCGUUCCAUCUCAAGGGUGCCUUUGGCAUUGCCAACAACAUCUUCGCCAUGUGCUACCUCAUCGUAGUUGGCUUCUUCAGCUUCUGGCCUCCCAUGGUGGAACCCACCGUGGAUAUGAUGAACUACAGUGUCGUGGUCACUGGUGGCCUUGUCAUUUUCAGUGUCAUUUACUACUUCGCCUGGGCGCGAAAGGAGUAUAACGGACCUAUUGUUGAAAACUAG
Molecule: messenger RNA, 1608 nt
Organism: Fusarium musae
Lineage: Eukaryota; Fungi; Ascomycota; Sordariomycetes; Hypocreales; Nectriaceae
Exons: 4
Coding region: 1-1608 (535 amino acids)
Biological process (GO): transmembrane transport
Cellular component (GO): membrane
Molecular function (GO): transmembrane transporter activity
Source: RefSeq, a predicted model, not a curated record